CAGCGGGAGCCCCCGGCGAUGCCCGCGCUGCUCCCGCCGCUGGCCGCCCCCUGAAGACACCCCUCUCUAUUGCCUCCCUUCUCCAGCGACCUCAGGCUCUGCGCCCCCUUUUCCCCUUUCCUUCCUUCCCCCCUUCCCUUUAUUCCCUCCCCCCCCUCCCUUCCCAGCCUCUUUAUCCUCCUUUCCUUGAGACCCUCCGCACCCGCCCGGCUGCCGUGUGGAUGCGGGCCGGGGUGCCUGGCUGCGCGGGCGGCGAGAGCCGAUGCUGAGGGGCCGGAGGAGGAUGGAGUGCACCCUCGAUGCGCAGAGUUUGAUCAGUAUUUCCCUGCGGAAGAUCCACAGCUCCCGCACGCAGCGAGGCGGCAUCAAGCUCCACAAGAACCUGCUCGUCUCCUAUGUGCUCCGCAACGCCCGGCAGCUCUACCUGAGCGAGCGCUACGCCGAGCUCUACCGCCGCCAGCAGCAGCACUACCCCGACGGCGCCCCGCUCCUCGCCAUGCCCGCCUGCCCGCCGCCCGCCGCCGCCGCCCCGCCGGAGCUGGCGGCGCUCCCGCUGCCCGCCGACACGCAGGACCGCGAGGCGCGGAGCUGCGGGGCUGCGCGGGGCGGCGCGGAGCUGCUGGAGGUGCCGGUGUGCGCGGCGCCCCCGGAGCUGCAGAGAGCGCCCUGCAGAGACUCGUCCCCGGGCUUCUACCGGGCCCCCGGCAGCGCCGGUCCCGGUGGCGGAGGCGCGGCCCCGGGGCUGCUCUACGCCGCCGGCUGUGACUUCGGGAGCGGCGGGGCCCCGCACUGUAGCAGCCGCACCACGGUGCUGGAUUUGGACACUCACGUCGUGACCACGGUGGAGAACGGGUACUUGCACCAGGACUGCUGCUCGCAGUGCCCCUGCUGCUGCCAGCCGGCACCGGGGCUCGCCUCCCCGCCGCCCGCGCCCGGCACCAAGCGCAAGUAUUACCCGGGGCAGGAGGAGGAAGAGGAGGGGGUGGAGGAAGGGGAGCCGGGGGGAGGCGGGGUGGCGGGCGGCCCCCCCUUCGCCCCGUGCACCAAACGCGCCCGCUUCGAGGAGUACAGCGCCGAGCACCCCCAGGACUCUUCCAACAUCUCCAACUUGAUCUCCAUCUUCGGCUCCGGUUUCACGGGGCUGGUGAGCCGGCAGCAGGCGGACUCGGAGCAGCCCCUCAACGGGCAGCUGUGCAGCAAGCAGGCGCUGGCGAGCCUGGGAGCCUGGACUCGGGCCAUCGUCGCGUUUUAGAGAGGAGCGGAGGAGCAGAGGGGGCGGGGGGGGUCUUGGCAAAACGGGGGUGCGAUCCGAGGAA
Molecule: messenger RNA, 1316 nt
Organism: Lepidothrix coronata (blue-crowned manakin)
Lineage: Eukaryota; Metazoa; Chordata; Aves; Passeriformes; Pipridae
Gene: IER5L
Product: immediate early response 5 like
Exons: 1
Coding region: 263-1252 (329 amino acids)
Source: RefSeq, a predicted model, not a curated record